AUGUCUGCUGCUACUGCUUCCGGCGCUGUUGAUCAGCUCGCCGCCGAUCUCGGCAACACCUCUCUCAACGGUAGCGAUGCGAAGCCCGCCGCCAUUGACACAAACGUCGCUUCCGGCGCCCACGGCGACGAGGCCGACACCGCUGGCCCUACUCCCAGCUCGGCGCAGAACCCUCACCCCGCCGCCUCUGCCUCUCUGUACGUCGGCGAGCUCGAACCCUCCGUCACCGAGGCUAUGCUCUUCGAGCUCUUCUCCCAGAUCGGUUCUGUCGCUUCCAUCCGUGUUUGCCGUGAUGCUGUCACCCGUAGAUCGCUUGGCUAUGCUUAUGUCAACUACAACACUACUUCUGACGGUGAGCGCGCUCUCGAGGAGCUCAACUACACCCAGAUCAAAGGCCGCCCUUGCCGUAUCAUGUGGUCUCAGCGCGACCCCAAUCUGCGCAAGAGUGGUCAGGGCAACAUCUUCAUCAAGAACUUGGAUGCCGCGAUCGACAACAAGGCUCUGCACGACACCUUUGCCGCUUUCGGCAAUAUUCUGAGCUGCAAGGUCGCCCAAGAUGAGCACGGCAGCUCCAAGGGCUAUGGCUUUGUGCACUAUGAGACCGACGAGUCUGCUGCUGCUGCCAUCAAGCACGUCAACGGAAUGUUGCUGAACGAGAAGAAGGUCUACGUCGGACACCACAUUGCCAAGAAGGACCGCCAGAGCAAGUUCGAAGAGAUGAAGGCCAACUUCACCAAUGUAUACGUGAAGAACAUCUCGGGCGAUGCGACCGAUGACGAGUUCCGCGAUCUUUUCGAGAAAUACGGCGAUGUCACCUCUUCCUCGCUGGCUCGCGAUGUUGAAGGCAAGUCGCGUGGCUUUGGCUUCGUCAACUUCACCACCCACGAGGCCGCUUAUAAGGCGGUCGACGAGCUUAACGGUCGCGAUUUCCACGGCCAGGACCUCUACGUCGGUCGCGCCCAGAAGAAGCACGAGCGUGAGGAGGAACUGCGCAAGUCGUACGAGGCCGCUCGCCAGGAGAAGGCAAGCAAGUACCAGGGUGUCAACUUGUACAUCAAGAACCUGGCCGAUGAGGUCGAUGACGAGAAGUUGCGUCAGAUGUUCUCAGAGUUCGGACCUAUCACUUCAGCUAAGGUCAUGCGCGAUAUGUACACCGAGGGUGAAGACGACAAGGAUGGAAAGGACAAGGAGAACCAGAAGGACUCCGGCGACGAUGAGAAGGACGAAGAGGGCGAGAAGAAGGAGAAGAAGAGCGACCGAAAGCUCGGAAAGAGCAAAGGGUUCGGAUUUGUUUGCUUCUCCAACCCCGACGAUGCGACCAAGGCGGUCGCCGACAUGAACCAGCGCAUGUUCGACAACAAGCCGCUGUAUGUCGCUCUCGCCCAGCGCAAGGACGUUCGGAAAAACCAGCUCGAGGCUAGUAUCCAGGCUCGCAACCAGCUCCGAAUGCAGCAGGCAGCGGCAGCCGCAGGCAUGCCCCAACCCUUCGGCAUGCAGCCUCCCGUCUUCUACCCUCCUGGUCAGCAGCCGGGCUUCCCUCCUCAGGCGGGGCGCGGCAUGCCGUUCCCCGGAGGAAUGGCUAUGCCAGCCGUCCAGGGUGGCCGUCCCGGUCAGUUCCCCCCUAAUGCAUACGGAGCUCCCCAAGCCGGUCGCAACGGAGCCAUGCCGCAACAGAUGCCUCCCAACAUGUACAUGCCCGGCCAGUUUCCUCCUGGUGCUCCCUACGGUCAGCCUGGAAACCCGCAGUUCAUGGCAGCGAUGGCUCAGGUGCAGCAAGCUACUCUCGGAGGCGGCCGAGGCGUUCCCGCCGGUCGUGGUCCCAUGCAAGGAAUGCCGAACAUGGGCAUGCAGGGUGCUGGUGGUCCCGGAGGAAUGCCCGGGUACCCGCCCAACUCGCGACAGGGCGGCGCCCCUGGUCGUGGUGGACCGAACAAUAACCGAAACGGUCAGAUGGGUCAAUUCGGCCCUCAGGGUGGACGUGGAAUGCCCAACCAGCAGAUGGGCGGCGCGCCCAACCUGCCGCAGCAGGACUUGACCCAAUCGUCGCUUCUUCAGUCCCAGCUUCAGGCUCACGCUGGCAACCCGGGACAGCAGAAGCAGAUGCUUGGUGAGCUGAUCUUCCCCAAGAUUCAAGCCCUGCAACCCGAGUUGGCUGGUAAGAUCACCGGUAUGCUUCUAGAGAUGGACAACCAUGACCUCGUCAAUCUCAUUGAGGACAACGACUCGUUGAAGAUGAAGGUAGACGAGGCCAUGCACGUCUACGACGACUACCUCAAGAAACAGGGUGGCGACGAGGAGGAGGGCGGAGAGAAGCAGGAGAAGGCUGAGGGGAAGGCAUAA
Messenger RNA from Anthostomella pinea, 2340 nucleotides. The record is from the annotation of a GenBank genome assembly. NCBI's taxonomy places the organism in Eukaryota, Fungi, Ascomycota, Sordariomycetes, Xylariales, Xylariaceae.